Molecule: messenger RNA, 2607 nt
Organism: Sinocyclocheilus rhinocerous
Lineage: Eukaryota; Metazoa; Chordata; Actinopteri; Cypriniformes; Cyprinidae
Product: caM kinase-like vesicle-associated protein
Exons: 6
Coding region: 210-938 (242 amino acids)
Biological process (GO): protein phosphorylation
Molecular function (GO): ATP binding; protein kinase activity
Source: RefSeq, a predicted model, not a curated record
CAGAAGAUAGAGAGCGCAAGCGAGCGUGCGCUCCAAGUGCAGGUUUCUGGGUUGGCAGCAGAGCGCGCGAAUAGAACGUGGCACGCGGAAUAUUGGCCAAAAUUACCGCGAACUCAAACAUCAGGAGACGCUCAGAGGGAAGCGAACGAGAACGGUCGACAACGCCUAUUUCUCUGAAACGUUCAAAUUAUCCGGGUAUAGGAGCAGCCAUGCCAUUUGGCUGUUUGACUCUGGGAGAGAAGAAGGACUACAACAGUCCUUCAGAGGUCACCGAUAAGUAUGACCUGGGACAGGUAGUGAAAUCGGAGGAGUUUUGUGAAAUCUUCAGGGCAAAGGACAAGAACACACUGAAAAUGUACACCUGUAAAAAGUUCCUGAAGAAAGAUGGAAGAAAAGUACGAAAAGCAGCCAAAAACGAGAUCCUCAUCUUGAAAAUGGUGAAGCAUCAUAACAUCCUCCAGCUGGUAGAUGUCUUUGAGACGAGAAAAGAGUACUUCCUCUUUCUGGAGCUGGCCACAGGAAGGGAGGUGUUCGACUGGAUCUUAGACCAGGGCUACUACUCAGAACGUGACACCAGCAAUGUGAUCCGGCAGGUGCUUGAGGCUGUGGCUUACCUGCACUCUUUUCACAUCGUUCACAGAAACCUAAAGGUGACUUGGGGCCAGAGGCGGACAAAAGCUGUUCGUGUGACCACCAUGAUGAAGAGACUCAGGGCUCCAGAUCAGAGUGACUCUGGAGCCUCUAGUCCUGCAAUGGGAGCCUCUGGAGGACCUGUUACCCCCAGCACCACCCCUGUUCCCCUGGCUGCCACACCAAUGCCUCCCCGCACCACCCUGGAUCACCCUGAGGCCCAGACGCAGGAGGCCUCGGCUCCAACACGGUGUAAUGGAGAGAUACUGACAUCCCAGCAGCGUAGUGAGGAGACUAGGGAGGAAUAGAAUGGCGGAUGACAUUCGGGCAAAUAUAGUGGCAAAUAGAGCAGCACCUACACACUACAUAUAAAUUCAUAUAGAAAUCUAAUGGUGGAGCAAAGUUCAAUUGUGUUUAAAAGCUUGAUCACCAUUUCAUUUGUGCAAAAUGCUGUAAUCUAGGAAGACUUUAAAAAGUAAAUCCCAGUCCCAUAGUAGUUUUAUCUGUAUUUUCUUAAAUAGCUUUAUCAAAGAAAUAUUAUUUGUUAUUCUGAAGUAAUACUCCGUCAUUUAAUUUCCAUGGUUAAUUCAAACCAAUUUAAAAAAUCCUCAUCAAACCUUUGCUACCAUCUUUUUAAGGGUAUUAUACUAAAUAAGAUCCAUUACCCGGAUGAAGCUUAUUAAUUUAGUUCUUAGAUUUACUUUAAAACAUUUCAUUAAAAGUUUAUGUGGUUCAAAUAUUUUCAGUUGUAUUUAUUGCAUACCUAAAAAUUGCAAGUGGCAAACUGAUAUUUUCUUUUUUUUUCCACAUUGCAUUUAAAAAACAAUACAACCUCAAAAUAUGAAUCUUAAAGCCAUUAAAUAAGAUAAUUAACAAACACAAACAAACAAACAAAAGGACAAUUAACACAUCAGAAUAUUAUAUGUCUGCAUAAAAAGAAUGGUUGGACUUUAAUGUAGAAUUUCAUGUAUCCAGAAGAGCCCAGCUGCUGAAUUACAAUUCAUAUUAAUAUUUUGUGUCAUAAUAUUGGCUAACCAGCAACUAAAACGGCUGCUGUACUUCAUUGAUGUACAAGUCAUUAUGUUUUUGUCAAUACUAUCAUCAUAUCAAUAUAAUAUUACUCAAUGUUUUUGUACUGCUGAAUCAUGUUUCUUUUUCUUUUGCUGUACAAUCUUACAAGAAAUUAUGUAGCUCUUUUUAUUCAAUCUGUCCUUAUAUCCUCAUUCUAAUGAGCACUGCAUUUUAUAUAGAAUACAUCUGUUUUCAUUAAGUCUGAUACGUUGAGGCCUAAGGGUUUCCAAAUGUUCUGUUGAUGUGCAGUACAAACAAAGCAAUAUGAAUAUUGCUGUAAUACUGUGAAACUGCUAUACAGGUGAUAAGAUGUUCCUGCCAUAUUUCAUACAGGUAGCCAAGCAAUUUGCUCUCGAUGGUUGUUUGCGUAUUCGAUCUUAUAGCUGUAUAUAAUGUUCAGUUAUUGUAUUCUGCCUAAAACCUAGACCUUAUUUUUACUGUCCAUGUGGAGAGAGAGGAAUCAAAAUGUCCUUGAACUGCAAAUCCUGCUGUAGCUCAUGUCCAUUAUGGCAUAGUUAUUUGUUGUUUAUUGUUUGUUUGAAUUGAUUGUCUUUGGCAUGGUCACAUGUUUAUUUUUAAGCAUUUGCUAAAUAUACUCCCCAUUGUAUAUAGCUUCACUGAGUUUUAUCUGGUAGUAUUAUCUCAGUAAUGUAAAAGGAACUAUACAGACGUGCAUUUUGACCUCUGUGUGCAUUAGUUUGACCUCAACUGAAAACCAUAAUUUUUUCCUGUUUUAGCCUGUGUUUUCCUCUUUAUGCACUGACGGCAGGCUCUGUAAACACUGAAAUAUAUUUUCUGAGAAAAGUUUUCAUAGAAGACAGAGCAGAAAAAACAAGUGAUUGUGCAAAUUCAGAGUAAAAUGUGUGAUUCAUCAUUUUCAUGUAUCAGCUCAGCCUAAUGUGUUUG